AUUCUUUAUCUCUUCAAUUGGGAGGAACCAAUCUUUUCUACACGCUUUCCAAAGUGCCUACCAUAUUUUAUAUCGAUACGAACGCUAGUGUGCUAAACGUCGAGACAUUACUGACUGUCCCCAAUGCAGAUUUUAUUACAGUUGAAACCAUCGAUAGGUUUCUUGUCUACACUACUCCUCUUACUCAGAAGUUGACUAUCUUCGACUUAAUGACCAGCACAGCAUUGUCAGUCUACCCCAUCUAUGCACAGGCGUCGGUAUUUGAGAAGUGCCUAUUACAUGUUGGCACAACUGGCGAUCCUAAUGGUAACUCCCGUUUGUACUAUAUGUACAAUUCGACUAUCUUAGGUUAUACGGAUACACUCAACAGUGGGAAUCGGACCAUGAUAGGGAAUCUGCCUUUUGAGGAAGGUGAAGUAAGGACGGACAUGGAAAAGUAUGGAAGCACGCUUUUCUUAAUACGAAAUAAGCUGGUGGAAUACGACACAAUGUCUAAAUCCGUCAAAAUCCAUGACAACAUCACUGUGUCUCUAAAGACUGGUGUCAAGCAUACGUUCAGUCCUCAAUCUAUUCGGAUCACUGGCAUUGAUUAAACCGAACCUGUUACCAUCGUGGAUUGCCCUAUGGACAUCUCUGUACCCAUCAGCAGUAGCUCGACAGACAGCACGCAGCAGGUCUCAUGGAGUGAGCCUACUUUGAACGCUUGGUCCAACUGUGCUACCUUGGAAUUUCUGGGACCAGGAACCAAUGGAGGUAAUUUCAGAGAGGGGAACUACAGCAUGUCAUACCAAGCCUUUGAUACGAGAGGAAACACAGAUGUGUGUAACUUCACGGUGACAGUCAUGAAUAAUGACGUUUCUACUCCGGAUGCCUCGUCUAUCGAUCCUCAAUCUGGGCCUACUGGAGGCGGCACUACACCCAGUUCGGAUGGGACCCCACCGUCCGGGAGUGGCAUCAAAACCUCGUGUAACGUGUUGCAAGUAGCCACUGCCCUUUUCAUAACCAUGAUAACCGUAUUCAUAUAGGCCUUACAAAGCGAUCAAUAGUUUUAUUUUGUUUCUUAAUGGUAGACGGAAGAAACGUACUUAAAACAUACCCCUUCCAAAAUUACAACGCACGCGCAUACUCUAUGUGGUUAAGGUUUUGAGGUUGUGGCACUAGCAUUGCCCUUUUUUCAGAUUGUUUGGAAAAUAAAUCUACUUUUGAAUUUGUGUACGUAGCGGGCAGUAUACAUUCCCGCAGAAUAUGUCCUCCAUCGAUAUCUUAAAACGGAAGUUCACUAAUGAACGUCUUAACCCCUUGUAUAAUUGAAAAUUUUUGAAUAAGCGACGCAGAAUGACUUCUAGAACAUCUAAGAGGUCUUUGUCGAAAACUGGUGAGCCGGGACUGCAGUUCUGCGGAGCGUUGUGGCCCAGUGGAUUAGUCUUCGGACUUUAAAACAGAGGGUCGUGGGUUCGAAUCUCAGCCAUGGCGUAAUUUCCUUCGGCAAUAAACUGAUCCACAAUGUGCUGCACUCAACCCAGGUGAGGUAAAUGGGUACCGGUACGAAGUAAUUCCUUAAAAAGCUGUGUGCGCUAUGAACGCCUAGCUUAGCCGGGUAAUAUAGGAGCGCCUUGAGCACCUAACAAGGUGGAUAUGUGCGCAAUAUAAAUACCCUAUAUUAUUAUUAUUAUUCUGUCAUCAGUUUCGAAGCUGAAAAAAAAUGCAAUAUGUCGUUUGCACAGGACCAAACUGCUGUUUUAAAUCACCAUUAAUGUUUUACUAUGGACUUUCGUUGUUGGUCCAGUCUUACUAAUUUCUAAUUGAUUUCAUUGAGAUGUCCCCACUCCAAUAAAAGGGUAUUUGAUUAUAAACGGAGUACUCCUGAAUGAAAUUACUGCGCUAAUAAUAAGCAGUAAUAUGUAAUGGUUUUAUUAGUUGCUUGAAAGAUUAUAUUUCAGGUUUACUAGGGGAAAAGAAAACACUUGUGUCAUGUAAAGGACUUGUUGGACGAUUUGAUUUAUGUAGGGGUUGAUGUGUAACUUUAUUUCUUCUUUUUUUUAAUAUAUAUUUCUUAUGCAUAUAUCAUGAUAAUUACGAUUAGCAGGAUGCUAGUUUUUCUCAUUUUGUUCAUGUGCACGAAGAAUAAAAAAUAAAUCUAAGAACAAAUAAAAAAAUCGUGUAGACAAUUGCAGAUCUAAGAUAUGCAUUGAUAUUGUAUCAUUAACUUCAAACAAAAUAAUGAAAUUAGGCUUGCAUACAAACUUGGGUAGACGGUAAAAGAUAAUGGCCAUAUCUAACAUUUAUAUUACGGUAGGAUGUUUUGUGGUAUGUUUUUUUCUCUUUUUAUUUAUCCGCAAAUGUGAGUUUAUGGUGACCUAAAAUCGUUUUCAAUAAAGGAGCUUAAACAUGUUAAAUU
This is a messenger RNA of Lytechinus pictus (painted urchin), 2398 nucleotides long. RefSeq lists its product as uncharacterized. NCBI's taxonomy places the organism in Eukaryota, Metazoa, Echinodermata, Echinoidea, Temnopleuroida, Toxopneustidae. The record is from RefSeq and is a predicted model, not a curated record. The transcript is spliced from 5 exons. The coding region runs from base 210 to 593 and encodes 127 amino acids.